GGAAACGACGCGUCUCGUUCAGAGUGAGACCUCUUCAUUCUCUCCUCCUCUCCUGUGACGCUGUGACGCUGGUAGCAGCAGCAGCAGACUCGCUGCCGGUUCGAUCCCCUCACUCCGCCCGGCUGCCUGCCUGCGUGCUGCACACCGCCUAGAACCGGGAGAGACUAUAGCGAGACAGAGACAGAGAGAGAAAGCGAGAGAGGGAGGGCGCAUAGUGCGAACUAUAACCGCAGGAGCGGAUCUAGUACCUGAACUGUGGAUUUAAAGGAGAGGGGAAAAAAGACGGACGAGUCUUAGCCGUCAGUGCUGCCAGUGCGACAGGGAGCUGCUCCAGACUGCUGUCCAGUCGACAAGGUCAGAGGUCAGUGAAGGCAGUGGUACCAGCGGGUGAAGAUGAUGUCCAUGCAAAUGAGUGAGGCGGACAGUGUGGUGAAGGUGGCGGAAUGGCAGCAGACCUACUACGCAUCAGACUCCGGAAUCCAAUCAGGAGCCACCACAGUCCUGGACGAUGAGUGCAGCACCGAUUACAGCGGCCGUAAGAAGUACAUCGGUACUACAGCCAGUACUACCACUGCUCCCGCUACGGCCACCGCUGGGGCAGGAGGAGACAUAGCAGCUGGUGGACUAGAGAGCCCCACUGAUUUAGACGCUCAGUUCUCACUAACCCGGGCUCAGCGCGUCAGGGCCGCCAUGUUCCCAGAGACCCUGGUGGAGGGGGAGGCGGCCAUGCCCGUCCAAUCAGAUCCUUCACAGCAGAGCAACGUGCAACGUCUGGCUGAACCCUCCCAGCUGCUAAAGACGGCCAUAGUCCACCUCAUAAACUACCAGGACGACGCCGAGCUGGCUACCAGGGCGGUACCGGAGCUCACCAAGCUGCUGGGGGACGAAGAUCCGGUUGUGGUGAACAAGGCGGCCAUGAUAGUCAACCAGCUGACCCGUAAGGAAGCCAGUCGUCGGGUGCUGGUGCAGUCUCCGGCGAUGGUGGGCGCCGUGGUGCGCGCCAUGACGACGGCGGCCGACAUGGAGACGGCCCGUUGCGCGGCCAGCGUGCUGCACAGCCUGUCGCAUCAGAGGGAGGGACUGCUGGCCAUAUUCAAGUCUGGAGGGAUACCAGCACUGGUCCGCAUGCUAAGUUCACCAGUAGAAUCAGUCUUAUUUUAUGCCAUCACCACCCUCCACAACCUGCUGCUGCACCAAGAGGGGGCCAAGAUGGCGGUGCGUCUUGCCGAUGGCCUGCAGAGGAUGGUUCCCUUACUGAAAAAGAGUAACCCCAAGUUCCUGGCCAUCACCACGGACUGCCUGCAGCUCCUGUCCUACGGCAACCAGGAGAGCAAGCUGAUCAUCCUAGCCAAUGGGGGCCCAGACGGUCUGGUGUUCAUCACCAGGAACUACAACUAUGAGAAGCUGCUGUGGACCACCAGUCGUGUACUCAAAGUGCUGUCCGUCUGUCCCAGCAACAAGCCAGCGAUAGUAGAGGCUGGUGGUAUGCAGGCUUUGGGCCAACAUCUUACAGGUUCCAGUCAGCGUCUGAUCCAGAACUGUCUGUGGACGCUCCGCAAUCUGUCAGAUGCUGCAACCAAACAGGAUGGACUAGACGGUCUGCUGCAGAUAUUGGUCACCCAGCUAGGCUCAGAUGAUGUCAACAUGUUGACGUGCGCAACCGGCAUCCUGUCCAACCUCACCUGUAAUAACUCACGCAACAAGACUCUGGUGACGCAGUAUGGCGGUGUGGAGGCGUUGAUCCACGCGGUGCUUCGUGCUGGGGAAAAGGAGGACGUUGCUGAACCGGCAGUCUGUGCCCUGCGUCACCUCACCUCUCGCCACCAGGACGCCGAGCUGGCCCAGAAUGCCGUGCGGCUGCACUACGGUGUCCCGGCUGUCGUCAAGUUGCUGGGGCAGCCGCACUACUGGCCUGUAGUAAAGGCUACGGUUGGUCUGAUCCGGAACCUGGCGCUGUGCCCGGCCAAUCAGGCGCCGCUGAGGGAGGCAGGUGCUAUUCCACGAUUGGUCAACCUGCUGCUGAAGUCUCACCAGGACACACAGAGACAUGCCUCCUCCGCACAGCAGACAUACCAGGAUGGUGUUCGUAUGGAGGAAAUAGUCGAGGGCUGCACAGGAGCGCUUCACAUUCUGGCCAGAGACCCCAUAAACAGAGGAGAGAUUGCCAGCAUGCAGACCAUACCACUGUUUGUACAGCUGCUGUACUCAUAUGUGGAGAAUGUCAAGCGAGUAUCGGCGGGCGUCCUGUGCGAGCUGGCCCUGGACAAACAGUCUGCAGAGCUCAUCGACGCAGAGGGAGCGUCAGCACCGCUCAUGGAGCUGCUGCACUCCAACAACGAGGGAAUCGAUGACCAUUGUUGCCAUCUCCCUGCAGCCACCUACGCCGCCGCAGUGCUGUUCCGAAUUUCGGAGGACAAGAGUUCAGACUACAGGAAGAGGGUGUCCGUGGAGCUCACACACUCGCUCUUCAAACACGACCCUGCUGCCUGGGAAAUGGCCCAUACUGCCGUUCCUCUGGAGCACACAUACCUAGCUGAUGAGUUAGACGCCUCUUACCCUCCCUAUGGCUACUCUGAUAUGCCUCUGGACAGCAUGCAGCUAGACGCUGACCUCCACGAGCCCUACAUCCCUGACAUGACCUACGACCCAAGACAGGCCUACCCUGAACCACUCUAACAGGAGAAUGAAACAGAAAUGCUGAAAGGAAACGAGAGAAUGAUCAAAUCACAGGAAGAAAGACUGGAGAGGAAUGGAUGGAGGAAGAAGAAAGAGAUUGGAGUUUUUAAUCACAAAGGGAAUCAGCCCUUUCCAAAAGGGUGGAGGAAAAAAAAAAAUCCCAUUUGGCAAUCAAGAACUAUCGAAAGAGGUUGCUUAUUAAAAAGAGGUUUAUUGUUGCUGUAAAUGAAAUAUGUAACUUUGUUAUAAUGUUUUACUGUGGGGUGGAAGUGUGGGGAGGGGGACGUAUGAAGUUUGGAGGCAUUGUUACACGGGUACCUUUUUGAAGCAAUCAAAUUAGAACAAGAACGCAUUACAGUUUGGGACAUGCGGGGCAAGCAGGAAGAGCUUAACCAAACUCAGCUGAUAAUCCUUACCAAAUGUUUAAUCAUCUGUUUGAAUUUGCUGAAACGUUAAGACAUUAAAAGUGUGACGUCA
Molecule: messenger RNA, 3153 nt
Organism: Sebastes umbrosus (honeycomb rockfish)
Lineage: Eukaryota; Metazoa; Chordata; Actinopteri; Perciformes; Sebastidae
Gene: jupb
Product: junction plakoglobin b
Exons: 17
Coding region: 394-2676 (760 amino acids)
Biological process (GO): cell adhesion; positive regulation of transcription by RNA polymerase II
Cellular component (GO): catenin complex; adherens junction
Molecular function (GO): cadherin binding; alpha-catenin binding; protein phosphatase binding
Source: RefSeq, a predicted model, not a curated record